Messenger RNA from Castor canadensis (American beaver), 4448 nucleotides. It is a transcript of the gene Gpatch2, whose product is annotated as G-patch domain containing 2. Gene Ontology annotation, molecular function: nucleic acid binding. The record is from RefSeq and is a predicted model, not a curated record. Lineage: Eukaryota; Metazoa; Chordata; Mammalia; Rodentia; Castoridae.
GUGCUCUGUGGAAGUGGCCGGGGCUGUAAUAGUUGGAGUCUGUUCUCGGGCCUGAGCCUCGAGGCCAGGCUCCUGGGUGUCGUUAAUGUUCGGGGCCGCCGGGCACCAACCGAUCGGAGCUCCAGCCGCCGGGAACAGCUGGCACUUCAGCAGGACCAUGGAAGAACUGGUCCACGACCUGGUGUCCGCGCUGGAGGAGAGCUCGGAGCAGGCCCGGGGCGGCUUCGCAGAGCUGGGGGAGCACGCGCGGAGCCUGGCCUGCCCGCUCAAGCGCCAGGCCCGCAAGCGGAGGGGCCGGAAGCGGCGGUCACACAACGCGCACCCGCCGUGGGACGCGGGGCGCUGCGUGAGCGAGGUCGACUCCAGCCAGGACGAGCCGGGCAAGGACUACCGGGACUGCCACGGCGGCAAGAAGGACCACAGCGACUCGGACGACCAGGUGCUGGUGGCCAAGCGCAGGCCGGCGUCCGUGAGCGCCGCGCUCGGGCGCGGGAAGCGGCCGCUGUGGCACGAGGCCGAGCUGGGUGCCGAUGCGCUGGCCGGCAGGACGCUGCGCAGGCGCAGGAAGGUGAAGCGCAUGGCCGUGGACUUGCCGCAGGACGUGUCCAGCAAGCGCGCCAUGACGCAGCCGCCUGACGGCUGCCGGGACCACGACAUGGACCACGACAGGGCCUGCCCCCUCCAGGACCUCCCCAGGGGCAAGGUGAAGAAGAGGAAGCUGAGGACCACCAGGCAGGGGCCGAAGACCCACGAUGGGGGAGUGGGCCUGGACAGCGAGGACACCAGCCGGGCCAGUAGGGACAAGAUGGACUACGAGGAGCAGAAGGUCUCCGACGAGCUCAUGAGUGAAAGUGAUUCCAGCAGUCUCAGCAGCACUGAUGCUGGUUUGUUUACCAAUGAUGAGGGAAGACAAGGUGAUGAUGAGCAGAGUGACUGGUUCUAUGAAAAAGAAUCAGGGGGAGCAUGUGGUAUCACCGGAGUCGUCCCCUGGUGGGAAAAGGAAGAUCCUACUGAGCUAGACAAAGAUUUCCCAGACCCUGUCUUUGAAAGUAUCUUAACUGGUUCUUUCCCCCUCAUGUCACAUCCGGGCAGAAGAGGUUUCCAAGCUAGACUCAGUCGCCUUCAUGGAAUGCCUUCAAAGAAUAUUAAAAAAUCUGGAGGGACUCCAACUUCAAUGGCUACAAACUGGACCAGUGAGAUUCCCCUAUAAACCAAAUCUUCUAAUGCUAAUAAAUUAGUUGCGUUUUGAACACCUGGGGAAUGACAUUCGAGGGAACCUGGCUCCUGUCCUCUUCCCUGGAGGAAUAUCAUUGAAGUGAGAGCCUCUUUGAUGCAAAGAUGGGGCUGUUUUUGCUGGAGGACUGGUAUUUCUCCUUUUAGUCAGAAGUGAACCUGAUUGGGGAGGCUUUUUAGAGAUCUAGGUUGGCCCAGGGUGGAUAGAAACUACUGUAAAUUUUAUAUAUUUUUCUCUUUUAUGAUUUUUUUUACAUUGAAUCCAUUUAUGUAUUACUUGCUUUGCCAAAAUGCUAACAAAAGAUAGAAAAUUGAAAACGUGCAGAUUUUAACCUAAGUAUUCCAUAAUGUUUAUAUUGUGACUGGUUAAGAAUUAAGUUUUACAUAUCUGACUGUUGUAAAUAAAAACCUGAUGCAUUGAUAACAUUUAUGGUUAACUUUUAGAGAAGCCUUCUAUAACCAGCAUUAUUUAAAAUAUUUGCAUUUUACUCAGGGUAUUUUAACAAGGGCUAAGAAAAGUAAUAGGUGAGGUUGAUAAAUCUUUGCUAGAGUUUGUAUGUUCAGUUUUCUUUCCACUUGGAUAAUCUGCUCUGUAUUGCAAACCAAUUGUAUUUUAUAGUAUAGUUUUCAUUGUAUUGCAGAAAUCAUCCUUUUUCUUACCUAGCCACAGUGAUAAUUAGUCUGCACUAGUAAAAUCAUUUACUAUUACACUUUAACUGUUCUAUUUGGUACUUGAAAUACAGCACAAUUAUUAUUUCGGUUUAGAGCUUAAUGAAAUCAUGUGAAACCUAGUAUUUUAGCAAGUACUGUGAGACUCUGAAUCAUAUUGUCAUUUCUAAAAGUGUGAGCUGGUUUUCCAUCCUCAGAAUGGCAGACCAUAUGUGUCACUAAGUUUCAGAAAUACUUGCAUGAGCUCAUUUUCACCAAGCAGGGGGAAUUUAACAUUUCUAUUGUUGGUAUAAUUUAAGCACUAUACUAAGUUCAGGCCAUUUGAGUUCUUUAAAAUGGUUAUAUUUAAAUGAUUAAUAUUUUUAUUAAGUUCCAAUAAUUGAUGAAGUCAAUGUGAUUUAAUAUGUGUAUUUUUAUAUUGUAUGGAUUGUCAACUCAGAUUUAAUGGAUAACUAAAUAUGAUUGGAAAAGAAACUUAAAGUUGACAUCGCCUUGACCUAAAGUCAUUGCAGUUGAAAGAUUUCAAUAAAUACAGUAAGCCGGAAUGUAUGACAUCUCCUCAUCUCCUUUUGGAUUACUUGUCUCAACUGGAUAGAUUAAAAAUGAAAAAGUGCAAUUUUGAGUUUCUUUACCUUUGCAUAUUUGAAGUGAUAUUUAAAGAUACAAUGAUGUGGUGUUUAGUCAUUGUAAGUAAGCUUGUUUGUGUUAUGUCUUUGCAGUAAAAACUCAUGUUUUUUUUUCUGAAUUGCAUAAAUGCUUUUAUUUUAUUUUGUAUAAUGAUCGUCUUUUAGUUCUGAAUAAGUCACUUUAAAACCUUGGCCUAUGAACUUUGCCUUACUAAUAAUGAAUCCAGAUGAAUGCUAUCUAGUUCUUGGUUCAAUUUUACCUAUUUUUAUUUUUGGUUCACUGCUUGCUUGAACAUAGCUGGGAUUUGUAGCCCAUUUUCUAGGCUUAUUGCAAUCUUACUGUGGUAUUUUAUAGAAGCUAUUAAAACUGAUAGGGUAGCUUCAUAGUAUCGAUGAUACAUGGCUUAACCUACUAAAAGCUACCUUCCCUCUCUAAAUUGUAAGAAGGUGAUUAAGUUUCACUUGGUGAAGAUACACUCACUAUAUAUGUGUGUUUAUCAUGGAACCUAGUGCAUUAGGCCAUGAAGUGUUUCCUGGCCUACGUUUUUGUAUUCAAAAUUUUGCUGAAGACAGUGGACUUCUUCAGGUUUUCUUUCUUUCAGUCCUGAAUUGUCCUUAUUUGAAUUUUUAAGUAGUGUAAUUUUUUUUUCAAUAAAAUCUCUGAUUUGGGCAAGAACAAUAAGAGUCCCAGUUUGUGCUGAUAAUUUUCUAUGCUAAGUUUUUGUUUUGUUUUUGCUAAUGUCAUAUAUAGCUAACUAGUUUUAAAAUCAUGUCACUAAACAGUCAUCUUUAAAGGCAGUAUCUGUUACUUCCCAUAAUAAGAAAUGAAAUUUAAUUACCUGACACUUUCACACUGGAAAUUGCUUUUAAGAAAGAUUAAUUUGCUGAGCAAAGUCAAACACAUGUAGCUGCAGCCCAUCAAACAAAAUGGCAACAAAGGUUUUUUUAAGUAAAAAAAGUGAUGGCUGCAUAAAUAUAGUAGUGUCAUAUAUUUGAAGGAAAUGAGAACAGGAAAUUCUUUAUAAAAUAUCAAUAUGUACAUUUUAUGAGGAAGUUUCCAGUCAGUUUUCAUUAUUUGGCCUAAGUAUGUCCUUUGAAGUCACUGUAAACAUUGAAUUAGGGGACAGUGGACCAUCAUCCUAACAGAAAGAUAGGAUUAGGUUCCUGUGAGCCUCCAGUCACAACAUAUUCAUCAAUUGAAUACAUAACCUAGUUUUAAGUAUGUGUUAGUUUUAUUUUCUUUGUAUUGUUCAUUGAUUGACAUUGAACUCAUGGCACUGUAACUCAGUCCUGAACAAAGCGUAGGUAAAACAUUUUUUUACUAAGUCUCCAUAUGUCCUACUUUGAGCUUAGUAAUGCCAAAUUACCCUUCUGAGCACUGUGCUUGUGGCCGUUGAAAAUAGUGAAAUCACCAUAAACCUGGCACUGAAUAGACGGCAAAAGGACACUUGUUUCCAGUAUGAGAGCUGAGAUGAGGAACAGUGUCACCUUGUUCACCUCAGCUGGGAACAUACGUGUAUGUCAGUGAUUGACCUUCUUCACUACUGUGCACAUGUCCUUGAUUGACUGCAAAAGUUCUGUGAGUGUGGAUUUUGGAAUUACAAAUAAAUUUUAGCCAGUAGUCAAAUUUGCAAAUUUGGAAUCUACAAAUAGAAAUGAGGAUUGUGUUUAGUUGUGUGGCUAGCAAAGAGGUAUUUGAGAUUGUGAAGUCAGAUCUCUGUGAAUCCACACUCUGGUUCUCUUUUUACUGAGAAUUACAUUUUGAACCUCAGUUUCUUCCUCUGUUAAAUACAGAUAAUACUUUUCAGAAGAGUUGUCACAUUUAAAUGAUAUUGUAUACAUAAUGGGCCCAUUUUUGGCACAAUCUUUAAACACAGUAGCUGGUGACUUAAAUUACAUUUUAAUCACAAGUCAUUGUGC